GCGGGGGGACGCGGUGGCGCCGGGCCCGGCGCAGGCGGGGGCGGAGGCGCGAGCGGAGCAUGAAUGGGGCAAGAUGGCGGAUCAUGUGCAGAGCCUGGCCCAGCUGGAGAACCUGUGCAAGCAGCUCUAUGAGACCACGGACACGGGCACGCGCCUGCAGGCCGAGAAGGCCCUGGUGGAGUUCACCAACAGCCCCGAGUGCCUGAGCAAGUGCCAGCUGCUCCUGGAGAGAGGCAGCUCCUCCUAUUCCCAGUUACUGGCGGCCACCUGCCUUACCAAACUGGUGUCACGCACAAACAACCCCCUGCCGCUGGAGCAGCGCAUCGACAUCCGGAAUUAUGUGCUGAACUACCUGGCCACGAGGCCGAAGCUGGCGACGUUCGUGACGCAGGCGCUGAUCCAGCUCUACGCCAGGAUCACCAAGCUGGGCUGGUUCGACUGCCAGAAGGACGAGUACGUCUUCAGGAACGUCAUCAACGACGUCACCCGCUUCCUGCAGGACAGUGUAGAGCACUGCAUCAUAGGAGUGACAAUCCUGUCCCAACUAACGAAUGAAAUUAAUCAAGCGGACACCACCCACCCCCUGACCAAGCACAGGAAAAUUGCCUCUUCCUUCCGGGAUUCCUCUUUAUUUGAUAUUUUCACCCUGUCCUGCAGUUUACUGAAACAGGCUUCUGGGAAGAACCUGAACCUGAACGAUGAAAGCCAGCACGGGCUGCUGAUGCAGCUCCUGAAGCUCACCCACAACUGCCUGAACUUCGAUUUCAUCGGCACCUCCACGGACGAGUCCUCGGACGAUCUUUGCACUGUGCAGAUCCCAACCAGCUGGAGAUCAGCGUUCUUGGAUUCUUCGACCCUUCAGUUGUUUUUUGAUCUCUAUCAUUCCAUCCCUCCUUCGUUUUCUCCUCUGGUUUUAUCCUGCUUGGUGCAGAUCGCCUCCGUGCGCCGCUCCCUCUUCAACAACGCCGAGCGGGCAAAGUUCUUAUCUCAUCUCGUGGAUGGAGUGAAACGGAUACUGGAAAACCCUCAGAGUUUGUCAGACCCCAACAAUUACCACGAGUUCUGCCGGCUGCUGGCCCGGUUGAAAAGCAAUUACCAACUGGGAGAGCUGGUGAAGGUGGAGAACUACCCGGAGGUGAUCCGGCUCAUCGCCAACUUCACCGUCACCAGCCUGCAGCACUGGGAAUUCGCUCCCAACAGCGUGCACUACCUGCUGAGCCUGUGGCAGCGCCUGGCUGCCUCCGUGCCCUACGUGAAAGCCACGGAGCCGCACAUGCUGGAGACCUACACCCCCGAGGUGACCAAAGCCUACAUCACCUCCCGCCUGGAAUCCGUGCACAUCAUCCUCAGGGAUGGCCUGGAGGACCCUCUGGAGGACACGGGGCUGGUGCAGCAGCAGCUGGACCAGCUGUCCACCAUCGGGCGCUGCGAGUACGAGAAGACGUGCGCCCUGCUGGUGCAGCUCUUCGACCAGUCCGCCCAGUCCUACCAGGAGCUGCUCCAGAGCGCCAGCGCCAGCCCCAUGGACCUGGCUGUGCAGGAAGGGCGCCUGACGUGGCUGGUGUACAUCAUCGGCGCCGUCAUCGGCGGCCGCGUCUCCUUCGCCAGCACCGACGAGCAGGACGCCAUGGACGGGGAGCUGGUGUGCAGGGUGCUGCAGCUGAUGAACCUGACGGAUUCCCGGCUGGCGCAGGCCGGGAAUGAGAAGCUGGAACUGGCCAUGCUGAGCUUCUUCGAGCAAUUCCGCAAGAUUUAUAUCGGGGAUCAGGUGCAGAAGUCUUCCAAGCUGUACCGGAGGCUCUCCGAGGUGCUGGGGCUGAACGACGAGACCAUGGUGCUGAGCGUGUUCAUCGGGAAGAUCAUCACCAACCUGAAGUACUGGGGCCGCUGCGAGCCCAUCACCUCCAAGACUCUGCAGCUGCUCAACGACCUCUCCAUUGGGUACAGCAGCGUGCGGAAGCUGGUGAAGCUCAGCGCCGUGCAGUUCAUGCUGAACAAUCACACGAGUGAGCACUUUUCCUUCCUGGGAAUCAACAACCAAUCCAACCUGACGGACAUGAGGUGUCGGACCACGUUCUACACGGCCCUGGGACGGCUCCUCAUGGUGGAUUUAGGGGAGGACGAGGAUCAGUACGAGCAGUUCAUGCUGCCCCUCACCGCUGCCUUCGAGGCCGUGGCUCAGAUGUUCAGCACCAACUCCUUCAACGAGCAGGAGGCCAAGCGCACUCUGGUGGGUUUGGUGCGGGACCUGCGCGGCAUCGCCUUCGCCUUCAACGCCAAGAGCAGCUUCAUGAUGCUCUUCGAGUGGAUUUACCCCUCCUACAUGCCCAUCCUGCAGAGAGCCAUCGAGCUCUGGUACCACGACCCCGCCUGCACCACGCCCGUCCUCAAACUCAUGGCUGAGCUGGUCCACAACAGAUCCCAACGGCUGCAGUUCGAUGUCUCCUCUCCCAACGGGAUCCUGCUUUUCCGGGAGACCAGCAAGAUGAUCACGACCUACGGGAAUCGCAUCCUGACGCUGAGCGCGGCCGGGCUCCGGGGGCUCCGGGGGGGGGCCGAGCCCGUCCCGCUGCCGCUGGAGCCUUCUGGAGGCCGCGGGACAAAAGCGAGGCACCGCCGCUGCUCCGUCAGCAGCCGCCGGCCUGGGGACACCCGGCAGGCGCUGGGGACACCCGGCAGGCGCUGGGGACGAGCGGUGGCUUCUCGUCGCCCUGCGGGUCACCGCCACCUCCGUCCUCUCCUUGCAGAGGGAACAGCCGAGCCCCAGCGCGGUGCCGGCGCCCAGGGGGAUGUGGAGCCGCAGAGGCAGCGGUGA
Hirundo rustica (Barn swallow) is the source of this 2815-nucleotide messenger RNA. RefSeq names its product exportin 7 (gene XPO7). NCBI's taxonomy places the organism in Eukaryota, Metazoa, Chordata, Aves, Passeriformes, Hirundinidae. Gene Ontology annotation, biological process: protein export from nucleus. The record is from RefSeq and is a predicted model, not a curated record. Gene Ontology annotation, cellular component: cytoplasm; nuclear pore. The transcript is spliced from 24 exons. Gene Ontology annotation, molecular function: nuclear export signal receptor activity; small GTPase binding. The coding region runs from base 74 to 2815 and encodes 913 amino acids.